Drosophila grimshawi is the source of this 3143-nucleotide messenger RNA. RefSeq names its product phosphatidylinositol 3-kinase catalytic subunit type 3 (gene Pi3K59F). Gene Ontology annotation, molecular function: 1-phosphatidylinositol-3-kinase activity. Gene Ontology annotation, biological process: autophagosome assembly; autophagy of peroxisome; phosphatidylinositol-3-phosphate biosynthetic process. NCBI's taxonomy places the organism in Eukaryota, Metazoa, Arthropoda, Insecta, Diptera, Drosophilidae. The record is from RefSeq and is a predicted model, not a curated record. Bases 17 to 2854 code for a protein of 945 amino acids. Gene Ontology annotation, cellular component: endosome; phosphatidylinositol 3-kinase complex, class III, type II; peroxisome. The transcript has 8 exons.
UAAAAAAAUAUACGCAAUGGAUCAGCCAGACGAUCAUUUUCGUUAUAUACAUAGCUCUUCGCUGCACGAACGUGUUCAAAUCAAAGUCGGCACACUUGAAGGCAAAAAACGCCAGCCAGAUUAUGAGAAACUGCUCGACGAUCCAAUAUUGCGUUUUUCAGGCCUCUAUUCGGAGGAGUAUCCAUCCUUUCAGGUGCGUCUGCAGGUCUACAACGAUGGACGACCCUAUUGCCUGCCCGUUCACAAUUCAUACAAGGCCUUUGGCAAACGCUGGAGCUGGAACGAGUGGGUGACAUUGCCAUUGCUCUUUUCCGAUUUGCCACGGGGCGCAAUGCUGGUGCUAACCAUCUUGGACUGCUCCGGUGCUGGCCAAACAACGGUCAUUGGCGGCACUGCAAUCUCAAUGUUUGGCAAAGAUGGCAUGUUCCGUCAAGGCAUGUACGACUUGCGCGUCUGGCUGGGCGUUGAGGGCGAUGGUAGUUAUCCGAGCAAAACCCCAGGCAAAGGCAAAGAGUCCUCAAAAUCGCAGAUGCAGCGCCUCGGAAAAUUGGCCAAAAAGCAUCGCAAUGGUCAGGUGCAAAAGGUGGACUGGCUGGAUCGUUUGACAUUCCGUGAAAUCGAGGUGAUUAAUGAGCGUGAGAAACGGAUGUCGGAUUACAUGUUUCUCAUGAUUGAGUUUCCCACCAUCAUCGUUGAUGAUAUGUAUAACUAUUCAGUUGUGUAUUUUGAGCCAGAAGUGGAUAACAAGUAUAAAUUGCCACCCAAACCCAAGCUGGUGCUAGUCCCCGACUCGGAGAUUCAAAUGGAAAAUCUUGUGGAGCGCAAACAUCAUCGCUUGGCACGUUCGGAACGCUCGGGCAUCUCAGAUCGGGACGCCAAACCAACGGCCAUCAUACGGGAUCAAUUGAACAAGAUUGUGUGCUAUCCGCCCACCUAUGUGCUAAGCAGCGAGGAGCAGGAUUUGGUUUGGAAGUUCCGUUUCUAUUUGUCAUCGCAUAAGAAGGCGCUGACCAAGUUCCUGAAGUGCAUCAAUUGGAAACUCAAUGAUGAGGUCACCCAGGCACUGUGGAUGCUCGCCAAUUGGGCGCCCAUGGACGUGGAGGAUGCACUGGAGUUACUUAGUCCAACAUUUACGCAUCCGGAGGUGCGCAAGUAUGCGAUAAGUCGUCUGGCCCAAGCACCCGACGAGGAUCUGCUGCUCUAUCUGCUCCAAUUGGUGCAGGCGCUCAAGUACGAGGAUCUCCGUAAUAUAAUCCAGUUGCAUAACAUUAUUGUGCCGGAACCGGAACGAGAUGUGGUCCGCUCGCUGCUCGAUGAGAAUGACUCGCUGCUGGACCAAAGCAGCAUAUCCGAUUUGAGCGCGACGAGCAGCACUCUACACGCCUCCGUUAUACCUGCCAAUCAACGAGCUGCCCUCGCGGCCAACAAGGUCGACAAAUCCGCUAUGGGCAGCAGUGUGAGCAGUGUGCCAGCAAUUCGGGCCAGUCCGCCGUCAGCCCGAAUGGAUCGCACUGAUGUGGGCGAUGUGGCCAGCGCCGCUUCGCUGACCUCCCAAUCGAAUUCGAUAACACCGCUGCUGGGCCAAGGUGUCGCCCUCAAUCUGUGCACAUUCCUCAUACAGCGCGCCUGUAAGAAUGCAACGCUGGCCAACUAUUUGUACUGGUACCUGUCCAUCGAGGUGGAGGAUGUGGAAUCUGUGCGUAAACAGGAUCAGCGUGCACACGACAUGUACACCAUGGUGCUCUACAUAUUCCUCAAGGUGCUCGACAACGGCAACUUUCAUUUGCGAGGCAUUUCACAUAAUCUGCGGAAGCAGCAGUGCUUUAUUGAUGAGCUGGUCAAGCUGGUCAAACUGGUGGCCAAGGAGCCGGGCAAUCGCAACAAGAAAACGGAAAAGUUUCAGAAGCUACUCGCUGAACAGCUCAUGUUCAAGGUAAACUUUACCAACUUUGAGCCAAUACCAUUCCCUCUAGAUCCGGAGAUCUAUAUUACCAAAAUAAUACCACCGCGCACGUCUCUCUUCAAGAGUGCCCUCAUGCCGGCCAAACUGACUUUUGUCACCUCGAUUGCAAAGCAUGAAUAUGUGGCAAUAUUCAAGCAUGGCGAUGAUCUGCGUCAGGAUCAGCUUAUACUGCAAAUGAUAACGCUAAUGGACAAGCUGCUGCGUCGAGAGAAUCUCGAUCUCAAGCUGACACCGUACAAGGUGUUGGCCACCAGUUCGAAGCAUGGCUUUCUGCAGUACAUCGACUCGUGCACCGUUGCCGAGGUCCUUGCUCGCGAAACCAACAUACUUAAUUUCUUUAAGCGUCACAAUCCAUGCGAGAACGGUCCGUACGGCAUUGCCGCCGAGGUCAUGGAUACGUACAUCAAAAGCUGUGCCGGCUACUGCGUCAUCACAUAUCUGCUGGGUGUGGGUGAUCGUCAUUUGGACAAUCUGCUGCUGACGACCAAUGGCAAGUUGUUCCACAUUGACUUUGGCUACAUACUGGGACGCGAUCCGAAACCCAUGCCGCCACCGAUGAAGCUGAGCAAGGAAAUGGUCGAAGCAAUGGGCGGCGUGAGUUCCGAUCAUUAUCACGAGUUCCGCAAGCAAUGCUAUACGGCGUAUUUGCAUUUACGUCGUCAUGCCAAUGUCAUGCUGAAUCUGUUCUCGCUAAUGGUGGAUGCCACCGUGCCGGAUAUUGCGCUCGAGCCGGACAAGGCGGUCAAGAAGGUUGAGGAGAACCUACAGCUGGGCCUCUCCGACGAGGAGGCGGUUCGGCACUUGCAGAGCCUCCUAGAUAUAUCCAUAACAGCAGUGAUGCCAGCCCUUGUCGAGCAGAUACAUCGCAUCACGCAAUAUUGGCGCAAAUAGAUUUUAAGUAUAUAUCUUUUAAUGAUACUCAGUUCCCCUUUUUGCCUGUCCGAUCGUCUAGAGCAGGAAUGUAGACUUGUGUAUAACGAAUCUAUGUCCGUAUCUAUCACGGCUUUAGAAUUGGAUCUCCUGGCAGAGUAUUGGCCAGUCGGUGGGUGCCCACUGCAGUGUUUUACAUAUUUUAUUUGUUGUUAGCUGUAAGCAUAUAUUUUAGUCCAAUCGCAGUAGGUAAGCCUAUCUAGCCACAUCCUAGUGUAUUAUUAUAAAUAUAAAUACCUAUAUUAAGUGA